This is a messenger RNA of Limulus polyphemus (Atlantic horseshoe crab), 1036 nucleotides long. Its product is annotated as agrin-like. The annotation marks the transcript as partial. Gene Ontology annotation, molecular function: protein binding. The record is from RefSeq and is a predicted model, not a curated record. The transcript is spliced from 6 exons. NCBI's taxonomy places the organism in Eukaryota, Metazoa, Arthropoda, Merostomata, Xiphosura, Limulidae. Gene Ontology annotation, biological process: multicellular organism development; cell differentiation.
AUGGCCUUUUGUUCAGAUCUUAAGGGGCCUUGCCAUGAUUUUCAAUGUCACUCUGGUUCCAUGUGUGUGGUGAAAAAAGAGAAGCCGGUCUGCGAAUGUCCAACAUGCUCCGAAGAAUUCCAGCCUGUUUGUGGAAGUGAUGGGAUCUUGUAUAGUAAUCCUUGUAAACUAAAAAAAGAAUCUUGUGAAAGAAGAGGUGAUAUUGAGAUAGUUUAUGACGGACGUUGUGACCGUUGUGAAAACAAACGUUGUGAGUAUUAUGCUGUAUGUGAAGACGACGGGAAUGGUGGCGCAAAGUGCGUCUGUCCUCAGUCUUGUGUCCAGUUGGAGUCUCCAGUGUGUGGAAAUGAUGGAGAAACGUACAGAAACGAGUGUGAACUAAAGGUGGCAGCAUGUAACAAGAAACGGUACAUCAAAGUUGUUUCUAAAGGUCCAUGUGAUCUCUGUAAGAAUGUCCACUGUAAAAAUGGAGCCCGAUGUGAAAACGCCCAAUGUGUCUGUCCGUCCGAGUGUCCAAACACUUACGAACCAGUCUGCGCUAAUGACGGGUCCAGUUACACUAAUGAAUGUGAAAUGCGAAGAGCCGCCUGUCAACGAACUCAAGAACUAAGUGCGUUAUUCUAUGGUGAAUGUGACGACGUGGGAGGUUCGGGAGCAGAUGUCGGUUCCGGUUUAUGUGAGAACAAGAUGUGUCGUUUUGGGGGUGUGUGUGACUAUGAUUCACGUCACUUGCCCCAGUGUGUUUGUGACUUCCGCUGUUCUUCAAACAAGGCUCCUAUAUGUGGUUCUGACAGACGACUGUACGAAAAUGAAUGUAAACUUAAAGAAGCGGCUUGCAAGCUACAGCAGGAAAUUCGGGCUGUAUCGAGAGAUUCUUGUGAAAAGAUUUCUGCGACUCCUUGUGAUGGAGAACCACCCAUAGUGGACCCUGUGAGUGGACAGGAGUAUUAUUGUGGUGACGGUCCCGAAAGUAAGCAAUGUCCUCCUAACAGCCAUUGCCACAAAACGACUAGUUUUGCCAAGUGCUGCCGAGAAG